AUGGCAACCUCUUUGCCGACAAUUGUCCUUGUGCACGGCGCCUGGCACACCCCACCAAAUUACCAAAGCUACAUCGAUGCUCUGGAAGCUCGCGGGUUCACCGUCCACUGCCCACGCCUCCCUAGCUGCAACGGCGCAUCUCCUCCCACUGCCUCUCUCUCUGACGACGUCGUCUGCGUACGUGACGUUGUUCGGCCCCUCGUGGAAGCUGGCGAGCAUGUACUAAUGCUCUUACAUUCCUACGGUGGGGCGGUAGGCACCGACGCGGUGGAGGGGUUGACCUUCCCAGCCCGCAAAGCCUCUGGCCAGCCCGGAGGAGUUAUUCAUUUGCUGUAUAUGUGUGCGUACAUUCUGUUACCGGGCAGUACCAUCUUUGGCGUCGUGAAAGAAGCUGGUAUGGACCAUCUUUGGCCUCAGUUUGUGGACAACGCUCCUGAUGGCUCCACCUUCCCUAAGGAUCCAGUACAGCUGUUCUUUGGUGACGUAGAUAAGGAAACAGUGGAUAAGGCGUCAUCACACCUUGUACGUUCGCCUAUGUCAGCCUUUACUUCGGAGACGAAGGGAAGUGCUUGGAGAAGCGUACCAGUCACAUACAUAUUCACACAAGAGGAUUACUCAGUACCCAGGGUGUAUCAGGAUCUCAUGGUUGACAGAAUAAGGACGGAGGGAGUGGAGCUAAGGACAGAGGAUUACAAGACGAGUCAUAGUAUUUUUAUUACGAAGCAGCAGGAGAUGGUGCAAGCGGUGGUCAGAGCGGCCGAGGACGAGAGGAAUCUGAGGUGA
This is a messenger RNA of Endocarpon pusillum Z07020, 783 nucleotides long. RefSeq lists its product as uncharacterized. Lineage: Eukaryota; Fungi; Ascomycota; Eurotiomycetes; Verrucariales; Verrucariaceae. Bases 1 to 783 code for a protein of 260 amino acids. The record is from RefSeq and is a predicted model, not a curated record. The transcript has a single exon.